Molecule: messenger RNA, 2162 nt
Organism: Ilex paraguariensis (yerba mate)
Lineage: Eukaryota; Viridiplantae; Streptophyta; Magnoliopsida; Aquifoliales; Aquifoliaceae
Source: the annotation of a GenBank genome assembly
UCAUUGGCAUUCCCUCUCUUUCUUCGUAGUUGAUUCUCUCUCUCUCUUCUCCCCGUCUCUUUCUCAGAAUUCAUAUAUAUAGUAUACCGUUGUGACUGCAUUGCUCAGCGUGGUCAUCGACUCAGAACACCUAAGGAUAAUAUUGAAUUUCUUGACAUCGUUCUCGAUUGUUCUGAAUUUGUCUUUGCUGGACAUUGUCCCUUCUUGUUCCUUGAUCUAAGGUUUCUAAUUGUGCGUGUCUCCGUAUAUAGAUUGAUAAAUUCCUUUAACGCAUACACAAAACACACAUACGUUGAUACAACAGGGAAUUAGAAUGGGAAGGAAGCAUAGAGGAGGGAUGACGAAAGCGAGGGUGUCGAGAAUCGGCAGCUUUGCCAUUGCGUCCUCCGUUAAAGACGCAACCUCUAUUUCCUGCACCACUUUUAACAUCCUCGCCCCCAUUUACAAGAGACUCAAUAACAAAGACCAAAGUUGCCGGGAAAGCGACUACAGGGCGAAUUGGUUGAACAGGAACCACAGGAUAUUGGAUUGGUUGUUGAACGAAAGAUCUUCCAUUAUAUGCCUUCAGGAAUUUUGGGUUGGAAAUGAAGAACUUGUUAAUAUUUACAACAAGAGACUUGGUGAUGCUGGUUAUAUCAAUUUCAAACUUGCGCGAACCAAUAACCGAGGCGAUGGUCUGCUAACUUCCGUGCAUAAGGACUACUUCAGGGUUGUAAACCAUCAAGAGUUGCUCUUCAAUGAUUUCGGAAACCGUGUUGCUCAGCUAUUACAUGUUGAAUUAGUUGCACCCUUUUUGCAGUGUCGAAACAACAACGUUCGGCAAGAAGUCCUUAUAGUGAACACCCACUUAUUAUUUCCUCAUGAUUCAAGUUUGUGUUUGGAACGAUUGCGUCAGGUCUACAAAAUCUUGCAGUGUGUGGAAUCUUAUCAGAAAGAAAAUCAGCUUAAUCCAUUGCCCAUUAUACUCUGUGGUGACUGGAAUGGAAGCAAGCGAGGUCAUGUUUACAAGUUCCUUAGAUCUCAGGGUUUUGUGUCAUCAUAUGAUACUGCCCAUCAGUAUACUGAUGCAGAUGCACACAAGUGGGUUAGCCACCGUAAUCAUCGGGGGAACAUCUGUGGCGUAGAUUUUAUAUGGCUUCUUAAUCCUAAUAGAUAUAGGAAACUACUGAAAACAAGUUGGAGCCAAGCAGUAUUUGGAAUGUUUAAGUAUCAACUUCGGCAAGCCUCCCUGACAGAGAAUGACGCAUUUGCCUUUUUGAAGGCUGAUAGCCAUGGAGACUACAUUACUUACUCUGCCUUUUGUGAAGCAUUACGCCAGCUUCAUUUAAUCGGCCAUCCAUAUGGACUAAGUGUUGAAGAGACCAAAGACUUGUGGGUGCAAACAGAUAUUGAUGGAAAUGGGGUUCUUGACUAUAAAGAAUUUCAGCAACGAAUUUGGAAUCCUACAUGGUCAGAGCAAAGAGACGAAAUAAGCCAUGAGGUUUGGAAAGAUGAUGUUCACGGUACUGAGCAAACCAUUGGUUUUGGUGUGAAGAAUGCAGUUCUCUUCCCCACGGAAGUAGAGAAAGGAAUGUGGCCAGAAGAUUAUUCUCUUUCAGAUCAUGCCCGUCUUACCGUGGUGUUUUCACCUGUUAGAAUGCCAUGUUCUCGGUUGAUGGCCUGACAUUCCUUUCUUGGGUGCCCAUCACUUGGAUGCAGCAUUUAUAAAAGAAGAAACAAGGAAAGCCAGUGAUUGGUGAAAGAUUCGAAAUUUGGUUGAUGGACUAUUCCAUUCACAAGCAGCGGUGAAGAACAUUUUUUUAUCCUAAUGCAGAUGUGAAUGGUUAUUCUUCCACCUUGCUACAAUGGGAGUUGAUAGCCUACUUCUUUGCAGCACCUAGACGGAAGCUCGGCCUCUCAACCGAUAACUGUCAGCAGACGAUGCAGUUGGUGUGGCUAUCUCAUUUAACCUGUCUUGUUUUUAGGCUUCUGCCUUAGAAAAGGAGUAUAAAGUAAAAAAGUGAAAGGGAACACAGAGGACUAAAAAAUUGUAGACAUUGUACUAUGGAGCUUAGUCGCAAUCCCCUUCGGUAAUAGAAUAAGCUUUUCCUUUGAAGAGUUCGUUGUAUUUCUGAACGUUCAGUCUCACGUUUUUGGAAUGGUGAACAUGAUGUGUUUAUGUA